GAACAUAAUAGUGUAGUGCAGUGUCGUUUUCUCUCCGUUGCAAUUCCUUGUCAAUUUUCAUGGCGCAAAAGCUUCUCAACGAGGAGAAUAAUAUUCUUAAGCAAUUGAGAGAUGGUACAGCAAAAUUUGAGAUUGUUUCUUCACCAGUUCCCUCCGUUGUUUCUCCCUUUAAUCCCAAUUCAAGCUUCUUCGGAGCUGGAAGUUCUAGCACUCUCUUUUUCGCUAGAAUUGGUUCAUCCAUUGGUCGACAGUCGGCAGCAAUGAAGAAACUUGAACGUUUUUCUGUUCACAAGGUUACAGGGGAUGGGCGGUGUCUGUUUCGUGCGCUCGUGAAAGGAAUGGCUUACAACAAAGGAGUUGCUCUUAACCAACGGGAGGAAAGAGAGAAUGCAGAUGAAUUAAGAAUGGCAGUCAAAGAAGCUAUAUGUGAAAAUGUAGGAGAUCGGAAAUUAUAUGAAGAAGCCAUCAUUGCUGUCACAGUUGAUGAGCCUUUACAACGUUACUGCAGGCGGAUUGUGCAACCAGAUUUCUGGGGAGGAGAAUCGGAACUAUUGGUAUUAUCAAAGUUAUGUAAGCAGCCAAUUAUUGUGUACAUACCAGAGCAUGAGCAUAGCGGCGGUGUCCGGGGAUCUGGUUUCAUUCCCAUUGCAGAGUAUGGAAGUGAGUUUGUAAAGGGUUCUAGCAGAAAAGCUGUGAGGCUGUUGUUCAGCGGUAAGAACCAUUAUGACCUUCUGUUAUGAGGAAUUGUAUCGAUGAAGGAGGAAAAAGAAUUAUAAUAUCAAUAUGAUUCUAGUCAUAUUGCAAGUUCACUUCUGUUUUUAAAACUUAUUUCCCAAAACAAAGUAGUUACUUUUUUUUUCA
Messenger RNA from Lathyrus oleraceus (garden pea), 861 nucleotides. Its product is annotated as OVARIAN TUMOR DOMAIN-containing deubiquitinating enzyme 3. Bases 60 to 740 code for a protein of 226 amino acids. NCBI's taxonomy places the organism in Eukaryota, Viridiplantae, Streptophyta, Magnoliopsida, Fabales, Fabaceae. Gene Ontology annotation, cellular component: cytosol; nucleus. Gene Ontology annotation, biological process: protein deubiquitination; ERAD pathway; endoplasmic reticulum unfolded protein response. Gene Ontology annotation, molecular function: cysteine-type deubiquitinase activity. The transcript is spliced from 8 exons. The record is from RefSeq and is a predicted model, not a curated record.